AUGUCAAAUGAUACUCGAUUCUGGGAGAACAGCUAUCUAUUUUAUGCCUUAAAUAGGAUGGAAGAGAUUAAAGUUAAAAACAAAAUAGCGAUAUGUGGACAAAUGCAAACAAUCAACCAAAAUGGCGAAAACCAAGCUGAAUAUCCUGGAUUGACCAAUGUUCAUCUCUAUAUGUCUGCUAUUCGAGGGAGUGCGUCCUACUGGAAAAGUUACACGGGGGACCUGAUUGCAAUGAUUGCGCAGCGAGGAAUACCAACCAUUUUUCUAACCGUAUCCUCAGAUGAUCUUAAUUCGACCGAUUCUCUUUGUGGGCUGCUGUUUGCCGAUGCGAUGCGUGGGAAUGGUGACAAUGAAAUCCUCACACGGCUACGCCAACAAAUAAAAUCCAAAAAUUACGAAGAAAUAAAGAGCACGUUGAAAAUCUUUAGUUAUGAAAAAAAGUCAGAUCUGUUAAAUCGUCAUCCUGUACAAGCUGCGAGGCACUUCAACCAUCGAAUAAACAAUUUCAUAACUCUUCUUAGGAAAUGCGGCAAAGAAAUUUUUGGCCAUGAAGUUGACGAUUUCAGCUAUCGAAUAGAGUUUCAAAAUAGAGGCUCGGCUCAUCUUCACAUGCUACUUUGGCUCAAAGACGCUCCAACUAAUUACAGCUCAGUUGAAGGCAAAAUUCUUAUCGAUUCAAAUAUGUCGUGCAGAAUUCCAGAAGAUGAUGAAGAACUCAAAUCUCUCGUCCUCAAGUAUCAGCAGCAUAAGCAUACAAAAACAUGCUUUCCGCGUACACAGUUCUGUCGUUUUGAUUUUCUAAGGAAAGUGUCAAAAGAAACAAUAAUCCUGGACGAAGACGACAUUAACCGGAACAAAGGCCGAUUUUAUGUUCUGAAGCGAGAUGAACAUGAAACCUACAUUAACAACUACCACCCAACUCUUUUGAAAAUAUUAAAGUGCAACAUGGACAUACAAUUUGUUACAGAUGCAAAUGUAAUCGCCUACUACAUUGCGAAAUAUAUUAGUAAAGCUGAGCCCACCGAUAUUCAAGAUGAAAUCCAGAGAAUUGUCCAACAAAUGCAAUCCAACUCAAGGGCAUCCUAUUAUCAAAUGGCAACAAACAUCGCUAUGGAAAUAAUGAACAGAAGACAAGUUAGUGCACCCGAAGCUGCCUAUCGUUUGUGCCACCUCAAACUUAGACACAGUUCACGAGGAUUCGUUUUUGUUCCAGCAUAUUUACCAAGCAAAAGACUCCAUUUAAUUCAAAAAGAAACAAUUGGGAACGCAAACGUAAAGAUGGGAUUAAGCAUAAUCGAGAAAUACUGUAUAAGACCUAGAGAAUUAGCUGAUAUUUGUUUGCUUGAGUUUGCUGCUACAUAUGCCGCUGUUAAGAAAGAUACGAGUGAAGAAGAUCUAGACGAUGACGAUGAGGUGAAACGUGAACAAUUUACAUCCCAAAAUAUCCGUCUAACCAAUGGCACAUUAAUGAAAGUGAGAGAAAAACCAGCUAUUGUUAAAUACCCUAAUUUUGAUGCUCUAAGUCAACCUGACGAAUACUACUACUGCUUGCUGCUUCUGUAUUAUCCAUUUUCAAAUGAGGAAGAGAUCACCAGUGGAUUUCCGACAAUAAUUGACGCCUUUAAAGAAAAGAGUUCUCAAUUCAGAAAUUCGUCUCACGCGACUUUUUUACGUCCUAACCUGAUGCAAGAAAUUGACAGAGCCUUGAUCCGGAUACAAAACUUUGAAGACCCGCUUACACCUGUGAUCGAAGGAGAAAAUUAUGGAUGCGAUCUAGAAGAAGAUGGAGAAAACAUGCCUGACGCACAAGAACUAUUUCAACCAUUGAAUGAUAUAGGCAAUUUGCGUGACCGUUUCCGAACUUUGUCUGAGGAGCAGAAAGAAGUUUUCCUCAAGGUGAAGAGUACACUAGAUGAAAUUGAACAUGAGCAGCUCUUGGGAUUCAUCUCUGGAUCCGGGGGCACAGGAAAAAGUUAUUUGAUCGACACCAUUGCAUUUUUAAUUGCUUCUUAUUCCUUAAAUGGGAACAAUCUCCUCCUGAAAGCAGCACCCACCGGUAUGAGCGCCCUUAACAUCAAUGCGACAACAAUUCACAGAGCCUUCAAACUUCCUGUUCAACGAGGAUUUAUUCCAGCAUACACCCCACUCAAAAGUCAACAAGUUGAAGAGUUACGAGCAGCCUUAAAGCAUGUAAAGUGGGUGAUAAUCGAUGAAAUAUCCAUGGUCUCAUACCAAAAUUUACGUACUAUCCAUUUACGUCUUUGCGAAAUUACAAACAACGAAGGGGCUUUUGGUGGAUUAAAUGUCCUUGUGCUGGGAGAUUUAAUGCAGUUCCGACCAAUCAAUGCUUCCUGGAUAUUUAAACCACCUGCAAGUUACCUACAUGAGGUAAAUCUGUGGAAGCUCUUUAAGUUUUACGAAUUGUACACAAAUCAUCGUCAAACGGGUGAUACGCGGUACCUGGAACUUUUGGAGCGACUUAGAUUUGGCCAGUGCACUAAAGACGAUUUAAGUCUUCUGCAGUCCCGAAUUUUUGAUUGUAAUGAUGCAGAGGAUUCUGAGCUGUUUACACGGUUUUCUGACGCACUUGCACUCUUCCCAAACACGGCCGAUGUUAACAAAUUUAACGCUGAAAGAACAGAAGCUCUAAAGCAGGAAUUGGCAAAAGUUAACAAGAAAACUUAUACAAUCCGAGCAAAGGACACAUAUGCUGCAGGACUGCAUUAUGAUGAGCCAUGCCCUGAACGAUUGAUUCCAAGGGAAGAAAGGCUGACUGCUGGGAUACCAACAAAUAUCGAAAUUGGCAUAGGAAGUCGGAUCAUGCUAAGGCGAAAUUGGAGUUUAUCUGAUGGUUUAGUCAAUGGCAGUGUUGGAACGGUGGUGGGAAUAAAGUGGACUGCACUUAGGGAUGAGCCAUUGCAGCCAGGAAAUCGGAAAACUCUAAUUAAACGAAGAGCAUUUGCCAUUGUUCUCUGCUGGGCUCUCGUUUUUCACAAGUGUCAAGGACUAACAAUUCAUUUCGCUAGCAUUGAUUUAUCCAAAAGACAGUUUGCUAAGGCCAUGUCAUACGUCGCCUUAAGCCGUCUCAAGUCUUCUGGUGGUCUACGCAUGAUUGGUUUAAACGAGAAGAAUAUCCUAACGCUUAAGAAAAAUGCAUCUCCUUGUGAUGAGGACGAAGAUCUUUACCGGCUCCGCUUGAUGAAAAUUGGAAUGCGGGAUUCUGAAUUUGAAGAUUUGUUGAAGUGGAUCGUAGAAUAUCCUAUUUGUAUAACUUGUAAAAAUUGGAAAUCGCGCCAUAUCUUAAAAACCAAGGCUUAUUUCGAAAAAGUCAAUCAGUCGAGGGCACUAGCCGGGACCUUCCCCAAUACGAUCCCGUUUAGUUUAGGUUACCAAAAUGUAUCGUCUAGGCUGUAG
Messenger RNA from Folsomia candida, 3414 nucleotides. RefSeq lists its product as uncharacterized. The record is from RefSeq and is a predicted model, not a curated record. Bases 1 to 3414 code for a protein of 1137 amino acids. The transcript has 4 exons. Gene Ontology annotation, biological process: telomere maintenance; DNA repair. Lineage: Eukaryota; Metazoa; Arthropoda; Collembola; Entomobryomorpha; Isotomidae. Gene Ontology annotation, molecular function: DNA helicase activity.